Orycteropus afer afer is the source of this 1326-nucleotide messenger RNA. It is a transcript of the gene LRRC17, whose product is annotated as leucine rich repeat containing 17. The transcript has 3 exons. The record is from RefSeq and is a predicted model, not a curated record. NCBI's taxonomy places the organism in Eukaryota, Metazoa, Chordata, Mammalia, Tubulidentata, Orycteropodidae. The coding region runs from base 1 to 1326 and encodes 441 amino acids. Gene Ontology annotation, molecular function: protein binding.
AUGCGCGUGGUUACCAUUGUAAUCCUGCUGCUCUGCUGUAAAGCCGCUGAGCUCCGCAGGGCAAGCCCCGGGGGCACGCGAAGUCGCGCGAAUCAGGGCAGGGCUGCAGGCAGUCGGAGAGGCUCCAACCCGGUAAAACGCUACGCGCCAGGCCUCCCCUGUGAAGUGUACACUUAUCUCCACGAGAAGUACUUAGAUUGCCAGGAAAGAAAACUAGUUUAUGUGCUGCCCGGCUGGCCCCAGGAUUUGUUGCACAUGCUGUUAGCCAGAAACAAGAUCCGCAUAUUGAAGAACAACAUGUUUUCCAAGUUUAAAAAGCUGAAGAGCCUGGAUCUGCAACAGAAUGAGAUCUCCAAAAUUGAGAGUGAGGCUUUCUUUGGUUUAAACAAACUUACCACCCUCUUAUUGCAGCACAACCAGAUCAAAGUUUUGACGGAGGAGGCCUUCAUUUACACGCCUCUCCUGAGCUAUCUGCGCCUGUACGACAACCCUUGGCGCUGUACUUGUGAAAUAGAAACGCUUAUUUCAAUGUUGCAGAUUCCAAGGAACCGGAAUUUGGCGAACUAUGCCAAAUGCGAAAGUCCACAAGAACUGAAAAAUAAAAAACUGCGGGAGAUACAAUCGGAACAGUUAUGUAAUGAAGAAGAAAAGGAACAACUGGAGCCGAAACCCCAAGUGUCAGGGAGACCCCCAGUCAUCAAGCCUGAGGUGGACUCUACUCUUUGCCACAAUUAUGUGUUUCCCAUACAAACGCUGGACUGCAAAAGAAAAGAGUUGAAGAAAGUUCCAAACAACAUCCCACCAGAUAUUGUUAAACUUGACUUGUCAUGUAAUAAAAUCCACCAACUUCGACCCAAGGAGUUUGAAGAUGUUCAUGAGCUGAAGAAAUUAAAUCUCAGCAGCAAUGGCAUUGAAUUCAUAGAUCCUGCUGCUUUUUCGGGGCUCACACAUUUAGAAGAGUUAGACUUAUCAAACAACAGUUUGCAAAACUUUGAUUACGGAGUAUUAGAAGACUUGUAUUUUUUGAAACUUUUGUGGCUCAGAGAUAACCCUUGGAGAUGUGACUACAACAUCCACUACCUCUACUACUGGUUAAAACACCAUUACAACGUCCACUAUAAUGGCCUGGAGUGCAAAAUGCCUGAAGAAUACAAAGGGUGGUUUGUCGGAAAAUAUGUUCGGAGUUACUAUGAAGAAUGCCCCAAAGACAAGUUACCAGCAUACCCUGAAACAUUUGACCAGGAUACUGAAGAAGACGAAUGGGAAAAAAUACAUAGGGAUCACACAGCGAAGAAACAAAGUGUAAGAAUCACUAUCGUGGGAUAA